Messenger RNA from Heterobilharzia americana, 1877 nucleotides. Lineage: Eukaryota; Metazoa; Platyhelminthes; Trematoda; Strigeidida; Schistosomatidae. The record is from the annotation of a GenBank genome assembly.
UUUGAUGAUCAACAAGUUUCUAAGGAAUAAGAUUUUUGUUGUUGUCUUAGGUUGCUUAUUUUUAACCUCUCUAGUAUGUAUGGUAACUAUGCGAACUAAACUUCCUUUCUUCAACCGAAUCUCAAAGUUAAAUAGAAUGUAUGUUAAUAGUAAGUUUGUCCAACGGCUGUUCACACUACCUCAAUCAAUACCUUAUACUAGGUGAUGUUUGUGGGUGAAAUGAAAAUGUGGACCUUGGCCGGACUCCAACAAACAACCACUGGGUUUCCGGGCUGAUGUUCUACCAACUCAGUUACUAGGUUCGACUCCUCACCAGGUUUUUAUUUCAUUUCAUCAGUCACUACCAUAGGAUUGGCCGGACUACCAUGUGAAUUCGUGAUACGUUGCUAUCGUUUCAUCGUACUCACUGGCUGACUGCAGUCAGGACUUGUCAUCCCAAUUCAAAUCUAAUUAAAUUAGAGAGGGAGCAUCAUUAUUGACUACUUGAAACCCGGUGGUUGUUUGUUUGAAUCCGGUCUGGGUCCAAAUGUUCAUUCCACCUUCUAUCAUCCAGUGUCAGUACUAGCCGGCUAAACUAUGGCUGCUAUCUCAGAGAGUCAAAAUGAUGAUCAUUAUCUUAUACCUAAAUACUUGGAUAUACAGGUACAUGAGUUUUGUCGUCAGGUAUGGUUGUCUACUGUGUAUAACUUACUGACUUUCAAAUUGUAACAAUGGUGGAUAGUUUCUAGCAGUGGAAUCUAUAACGAGCAGGAAUCAUUAUGUCAGUUGUGAUCGAUCACUUUGAUCCAAACAAAGAUGGGAAAUUACAAGCAAUAAGAAUUACAGCCUAUCGUAAAUAGUUACAUCUUGUGUGUAUAACAAACAACUGUCCCACAAUGAUCAAUCGUAUUUCCUCUUUAAAGUCUACUGGCUGUAUUGGUAUUAGUCAAGAUGCCCGUAUUCUCUAUCUCCCAUAUUCUGAGAGUAAAUAUAUACACCUGAAAAAGUACCUCAGCACGUUCAUUGUUCUUUAAAACAGAUGUCGACGUAGCGAUACUAUAGAGUAGUCUUAAUGUGGUAUGGGUAUGCAUCACAUGACAGACUGAGUAUACGUUGAACGAAGAUAUUUUAAAAUGAGGUUGAUAAAACCUUAUAGUAAUACAACUGCCGUCUUAUCUAUUGCAGUGUAGACUCUGAACGAUACUAAAUAGUGUACGAGUUCAUGAAACUACAUAGUUUUCCCUCUCCCCACUUUGGUCAUCAAAACGUGAGUUUAAGUCCAUGACUCAGAAGUUUAAAUUCGACUACGUAAGUCGAUGAGUCACAGUUUCACGUUCACCAUACAACUACUAAUCAUAACUCACAGUUAUAGCUGUUUUUGUAAAUAAGAACGUUUUUCUGUCAAUGUGAAGCUUACUUAACAUAUUUAUGUGUUAUUCUUUAGCAAAAAAAUGCCUAUGGAACAAUUAUUGGUUCAAUCUAUGGAUGAGCUCAUGAGUAAUAUUAAGACUGCUCAUCAAAAAGGACGUCUAGUGUUUGUUUACUUUUCUGGUUCAACGGAUAUGAAUACUGGUGAUAGCUGGUCUUCAGAUUGUUGUCAAUGUGAAUCUGUCCUGGAAACUGCGAUUCACGAUAUCAACAGUGAAGAUCUAUUUCUGAUGGUUGAAGUCGGUGAUAAAAUGAGUAAGAAAAUACGUUUUUUUUCACUAGUUUUCUUUCGAUGUUUAUGGGAAGAUGCCAACAAUAAAUUUCGUACGCAUUCAUUGUAUCAAGUGAAAGAACUUCCCACUUUGUUGGUAUUGACAUCGCUAAAUGGUCAAACUCAUAUCAAUAAUCGUCUUGAAGGCAAAGCAUGCUUAGAUUUGGGAAAUGUUAAAAAGUUGUUUGGAGGUAAUUAG